GAUCUCUCCCAAAGCGUCAGCGAUAGUCAGGAACACACUGUAGUGGCACAUCAGCGGGGCGGUGCGCAUAGCAGGAUAAAGCUACACUGUAUUUCAUCCACAUAAAAAAACGAUAGAGGAAAGGGGGGUACAUCCCACCAUUUUCCAGAGUUACAACAACUUCACCGGCCUGCUGUGUCUGAUCACUCCGGCUGUCCGUGUCUGCAGACAACCGGGAACUUAAGGAACUAAAACAGGGACGGUACCAGCAGAAUAUCUGUUAGGUGCUCUGUCAAUAUCAAACAGGAAGAUCGAGGCGACAUUUCCCCAGAGUAACUCUUCCAAGUGUUGGAAACUUCCCAGCGCAGCAUCGAUCGAGGACCUCCCGCCCACUUUACCUCUGAUCCACAAUCCUGGAAGGAGAGAGAGAGAGUCCUGCAGCCGCUGCAGUGGAUGGAGCAACACAGGCUAGAGCUAGAUGGUUAAACUGCUUUGAACACUCAACACAAGACUCCAUCACCUUAUCGCCAAAUCUGCAGCUGUAAUUGGAUCUCAUUUUUUGGGAGAUCCGGCCAGGUUCCACUUAGUGCAAACUCUGCUCCAGCCAAAAAAAAAAAGGAAGUCGCCGCAGACGUGAAAUUGAUGCUUUGGUACGGAGAAGCGCAACACCGAUCCUCUAGUUUUGCGAAAGUCUCAUACUGAUCAGUGAGGGACUAGUUCGAGCCGUAGUGGGAUUUGCAGAAGUUGCAUGCUUGGUCUUUGUCGUCUCGAGUGAGCCUCGUUCACCCACUCUCGGCUUAUCAGACCGGAUCCGGAUAGUUGAGGUGCCAUGGCGAUGUGUGUGGGGAUGUGGAUACUCCUGCUAGCCCUGCACGUCCAAGCUGGCGACGGGCAGAUGGUGCAGAUGGACUCCAGUAAGUCUGGCUUUGUGGGAUCACAAGUUGAACUGCGCUGCAUCUUCAUCAACAGUAACCCUCCCGUCAAGAUCUCUCAAGUCACCUGGCAGAAGUUCCUCAACGGCACCAAACAGAACGUGGCCAUAGCCAACCCGGCCCUCGGCGUGUCAGUCCUGCAGCCCUUUAAGGAGCGCGUUACCUUCAAGCAGGCGGCCGUUCGCCACCGCACGCCCUCGCUGGAGGACACCACCAUCGUGUUCUCCAGCCUGCAGCUGUCUGAUGAAGCUGCCUACAUCUGCGAGUACACCACGUUUCCAGCAGGAAACAGGGAGAACAUGGUCAAUCUCACUGUAUUUGCCCGGCCUACGACACGUAUGACCCUGACAACCCCCACAAUUGUGGCCAGGCCCACGAAGCGCAAGAUGACUGUCGCCACUUGUAUAUCGGCCAAUGGGAAGCCCCCAAGUGUGAUCAAAUGGGACACCAGGUUGAAGGGUGAAGCCACUUUCCAGGAGACUCGCAACCAAAAUGGCACUGUGACGGUGAGGAGCAACUACGUGGUGGUGCCGAGCCGCGAGACCCACAAACAGAAGCUGACGUGUAUCGUGACGUACCGGAGUGAAAGGAUCACAGAGAGCGUGGUGCUCAACGUGCAGUAUGAACCCGAGGUGACGAUCGAGGGCUUUGAUGCAAACUGGUACCUGAACCGUCUGAAUGUUCAGCUGACCUGCAAGGCCGAGGCUAACCCCCCUGUCACCAUCUACCAGUGGAAACUCUUGAACGGCUCCCUGCCCAGUAAUGUGGAGAUCAAGAACAACACCCUGUUCUUCAAGGGACCUGUGACCUACGACCAGGCCGGCACCUACGUCUGCGACGCGACCAACGGCAUCGGGACUCGAACUGGCAUUGUGGACGUCAACAUCACAGAAUUCCCUAACAACCCGCCAACCAGGCUCCCUGACGUCACGCCGAGCCAGUACAAUGCAGGCGCCGCCAUCGGGGGCGCUGUGGGGGGAGUCGCCCUGUUGGGGGUGGCGGCCACACUGCUCUCCGUAUACCUGCGCCACCGCCAGCGCACCUUCAAAGGAGACUACAGCACCAAGAAACACGUGUUCGGUAACGGGUACAGUAAGGCCGGCGGUCUGCCCGCACACCCUCCGAUCCCCACGAACCUCCUGUACCCGGACGACUCAGACGACGAGAAGAAACCCGCCCAGAUCAGCGGCCCCGCUGGGUUUGAGGCGAGCGUGCCCGAUUUUGACCCAGAGCAAGAGGACCUGAAGAGGCCCUAUUUCACUGUGGAUGAAGGGGAGAGCCGAGAUUAUGAUGAGCGGACUCUGAAUUUCCAGUAUGAUCGUGAACCUGAGAUAGCCGAUGAUAUGAUCUCACAAACCGACGGCUCUGUCAUUUCUAAGAAAGAGUGGUAUGUUUAGUGGCAUGCUACAACCAAACCCUUUGGUCCCCCUCACCUGCAUUCCACUGCACCCUUCACCUCCAUCACCACCCCACCCUCCCAUUCGUCAAGCUGCCCCCAACACAGCCCACUAUCCUCAACCUAGUAACCCCCCCUCCCCCCCCCCC
Trematomus bernacchii (emerald rockcod) is the source of this 2456-nucleotide messenger RNA. RefSeq names its product nectin cell adhesion molecule 1b (gene nectin1b). The record is from RefSeq and is a predicted model, not a curated record. Gene Ontology annotation, cellular component: adherens junction. The transcript has 6 exons. Gene Ontology annotation, biological process: homophilic cell-cell adhesion; protein localization to cell junction; heterophilic cell-cell adhesion. Bases 809 to 2308 code for a protein of 499 amino acids. NCBI's taxonomy places the organism in Eukaryota, Metazoa, Chordata, Actinopteri, Perciformes, Nototheniidae.